Cantharellus anzutake is the source of this 850-nucleotide messenger RNA. RefSeq lists its product as uncharacterized. Lineage: Eukaryota; Fungi; Basidiomycota; Agaricomycetes; Cantharellales; Hydnaceae. Bases 126 to 653 code for a protein of 175 amino acids. The transcript has a single exon. The record is from RefSeq and is a predicted model, not a curated record.
AUUUUUGGCCCACCCAGAGACUGGAUUUGCCUUCCCAGCCAUCGGGAGCAUGCAGGCCCAGAAGGACGCUCGAGUUGAGUUGGUUCACACAAUGAACGGCGCGCGCGACUCGUGUCCAACUGCCUAUGAAAACCUGGCGCUCCCCUGCCCGCAACCAACUAUGUGAAAGGGAAGGGGGGCCACAACCGCCCCGGUGUUUCUAUGGAUUACGAGAAAAGCGCGCCCAUUCAACUCCGUUCUCGAAUCUCGCAUCAAUAGCAUUUCCAAAAUGUCUCAUCUCGCGGUCGGUGCGGAUCAGUAGUCGCAACGUGUCUAAUCCCCAGCUGACCACUCUCUUCCUUGCACGUUUUUCCCAUGCGAUCGGCACUCGAAAUGUGUCCCGAAAUGGACUAGCGUUGAUUUGCCAGUGGUCAUGUCCCCAGACACAUCAGCUCCGGGGGGAGGUGUGGGCACAGAUCCUGCCAUUGACAACAAACGCAGCCCAUCUUCUUGCGAAUGUUUCUCCAUCAUGCGUCAAACGCAUGACCAUGGUAUUGUGCUCGGACUUGACACCCAAAACGAGUAAACGCGUUCCGCCAUGUGGGGUUGAAAGGACCGUCAUCGGCUUGUCCCCUCGGGUCGUUUUCCAGGCAGGGGCGCCUGGUUCCUCCUGACGUGCCCAACUCGGGCUGAGGGAGGAGGGUUGUUCGUGUUGUUCGCUGUCACUGAUUCAUCCUAUUACGCGCGCAGAAUAUCCGGUCAAGGCAGGAGAUGGUCCUGCAUUUGCCUGCAGUUUCCACUUGCGUAUUCAAAGGCCACAGUCCACCACCAGGGCGAAACCCCUGACAUGCUAAUUUUAGUUCGAUGAAGG